UUUGUUUCAAUUUAGUAUAGAUUAUACUUGAUUAGUUUUUGUCGUCAAUAUUUUCCUUUCUUUCGGAGAAUUAUUUAUUAAUUUUUUUCAAUACAUCGCCUAAUUUAGUACCUAACGCCACCGUUUAACUCUAACGGUAAUUAAACUUUUUUAAAAUUUCAACUGCAAUCGACUUGAGGACACCAACAAUCCAUUCAAAUAAGGAGAAAAUCAUCGGCCGAAUUCAACUAGAAGAGAGAACGAGCAAAAGAAAAAGAGUCAAAAACAAAAACAAAGUGACAAAAUAAAAGUUUCCAAACAUUUUGUAGAAGAAGAAGAAGAAGAAACUAAGAUACAAUCAUUUCUAAGUCAUUGCGAAUAUUUUCAAAAUUUCACCAUCACAAAUCAACCACUGCCACUGCCCUGCAUGCAACGCCACGCAACACCAUCCACCUCAGCUACGAAGCAAUUCGAUUCCUGCUCGUAAUCGAACGCGUUCAGACGCGCAAUAUAUUUUUUUAAAAAAUCAACGGUACAUUUGGGUCACUACUUUUUUACGAAAAACCCGCUCCUCUUGGCAGCACAUGAGCUGCCAUUCCAAUUAGAAGCUCACUAGCGUCGGCACGGAAAUCAACACAGAACUCUCUUAGUUUCGCCGCAACUCCAAACACCAAACACUGCCCGUUAUACAUAUAACCGUUGAAAAUAAUGGCAAAUCUGUUGAAUCGCGCACGUGAUAAUUUUCUAGGCAAUAACAACAUUAAUCCGCAUAGCAUGCACGACGAGGGUGUGGUAUUGCCCGAAGCCGACCAUGAAAUGGACGAUGAUGAUGUAGAGGAUCCGUUGGUGUUGAACGCACCCAAACGAACUGUCAAUGCCACCAUGAGCGAUCAUGCGCUCAACACACUGAACGAGUUGCGACGCAACAAUCUGCUUUGUGAUGCCGUGGUCUCGGUCUCAGAUGCCUCUUUCAAUGUCCAUCGCGCUAUUAUGAGUGCCUGUAGCUCGUAUUUUCGAGCACAGUUUACGGGCUUCAACUCCACUAUCUCACCAUCAAAAAGUGACGAGAAUCGUUCGGUGCACAUACCCGGCAUGAGCGGAGCCAUUAUGGAACAGUUGAUACAAUACGCCUACCUGCGCAAAUGCACCAUCAAUGCGGAGAACGUACAUGAGCUGCUCAUAUCGGCCGAUUACGUGGGUAUUAUUGGUUUGGUGACGCUGUGCAAACAACAUCUUGCAUCGAUGUUAACGGCCGAGAAUUGUGUGAGCAUCAUGGGAUUCGCCAGAUUUCGUUUUCUGGAUGAUUUGUACGCUAAAGCGCGCAACUAUCUGCUGCGCUAUUUCAUCGAAGUCGCGGCUAAAAAUAAGGACAUACUCGAGAUGGGCUUAAAGGAUUUCUACGACAUUAUUAGCGACGAUGAGCUCAACACACGCGAGGAGGACCAUGUGUGGAAGCUAUGCAUCAAAUGGAUUGAUCACGACCCAGAGAACCGCAAACAGUAUGUGGCGCAGCUAAUGCAAGGCGUACGCUUGGGUUUGAUGACACCGAAGUGCUUCAUGGACGAGGUGAAGGAACAUCCGUAUGUGCUGCAGUGUGAAGAUGCCAAGCCGUUGAUUGUUGAGACAUUUAAAUUCAUGUAUGAUUUGGAUAUAAUGAAUCCAUCGUCGGGCGAGCUCACCACACCACCGCUUGCCAUGCCACGUCUGCCGCACGAGGUCAUCUUCGCCAUUGGCGGCUGGAGUGGCGGCACCUCGAAGGGUUGCAUCGAAACGUAUGAUACCCGCGCUGAUCGUUGGGUGAAUAUACCAGCCGAAGAUCCAGCCGGACCACGUGCCUAUCAUGGCACCGCUGUUAUAGGUUAUAAAAUAUACUCGAUUGGUGGUUACGAUGGUGUCGAAUAUUUCAAUACGUGUCGUGUCUUUGAUGCAGUGCGCAAGAAUUGGAAGGAGAUUGCACCAAUGCACUGUCGACGCUGCUAUGUUAGCGUCGCCGAGCUUAACGGUCUCAUCUACGCAAUUGGCGGCUACGACGGUCAUAACCGUUUAAAUACAGUUGAGCGUUAUAAUCCGAAAACGAAUCAGUGGACCGUUAUUACGCCCAUGAAUAUGCAGAGAUCUGACGCAAGCGCCUGCACAUUAAGAGGGAAAAUUUAUGCAACGGGUGGCUUCAACGGUCAAGAGUGCUUGGAUAGCGCCGAAUUCUAUGACCCGAAUACGAACAUUUGGACACGCAUACCGAAUAUGAAUCAUCGCCGCUCAGGUGUAUCCUGUGUAGCGUUUCGUGGGCAACUUUAUGUGAUUGGCGGUUUCAAUGGCACAGCGCGUCUAUCGACUGGCGAACGUUACGAUCCCGAUACACAAACUUGGUCCUUCAUACGCGAAAUGAAUCAUUCCCGUAGCAAUUUCGGACUUGAGAUAAUAGACGACAUGAUUUUUGCUAUUGGUGGUUUCAAUGGCGUCUCGACCAUUUCACAUACGGAGUGCUACGUUGCCGAGACGGAUGAGUGGAUGGAGGCGACCGAUAUGAAUGUAGUGCGUUCGGCGCUUACCGCAAACAAUGUGGCCGGUUUGCCGAAUAAACGUGACUACAUACACAAGGAACGUCAUCGUUUGAUGGAAGAGCGGCGUCAGCGUCUAUUGGCAAGCGCCAUGGCACGUGAUGCCGAAACUAUAUCCAUGUCAAAUGCUUCUGUGGAGGCACAAGAUGCCGCCAUGGAUGAUUACGAUAGCCCGAAUGAGGAUGAAGAUGCCGAUGAUGAGGAAGAUGCCGCGGUUAUGGAUGUUGCUGCAGCAGCAGCACUUGCAGUCGUUGAAGAUCGUCCCGAAGAUCUGCGGCACGAUCCGAAUCGCCGCUUUCGCGUACAAUUGAGAGCGCAGCGUUUCGGCUCGCAUCAUGAGAUACGACGACGUGCCUAACGGCGGUGAGAGGCAAUUUAAGUAAGUGUUUGACAAAAUGAACCGGCUGAUCCAAGAUGGCAUGACAACUUAGUUUAAAAUAAAUAUAAAAAAUAUUUUAUGAAAAAGCGCACAAAACCAAGUUUAACUGACGCUUGAACACUACUCAAAAAUACACGAAAGACUUGUGAGGAGCGAAGAGGAAUUACACCAAAAACGGACUUACAUGAACAACCAGUUGGGCAAACUGUUCCCAGCAAAACCUAAUCGGCGAGGGAACUAAUUCAAAUUUUUGACGAAAUUUCCAACGCAUGGCAAUAGAGAUGGCAAUGGAUUGAUAUGAAAUCGAUUUAUUCAAUGGGUGAAAUAUCAAAAGAGACGAUGAACGACUACAUUCGUAUGACCGAACUGAAGAGUACAGCAAUUGCUGAUGAGCAGAACCGAUGAUUUUUUAAACUGGAUAUUUUUUUUUAUCAUUUGGCAUUGAAUGUAAUGUUGGCAAAAUUUUUACGGUAUUGUACAAAAUUAUAUUUAGUGAUAUUUUAAAAAAUCAAAAUUAAUAAAAGUUUGGUAACUUAAGACUAUAGCCCAAAAA
Molecule: messenger RNA, 3469 nt
Organism: Ceratitis capitata (Mediterranean fruit fly)
Lineage: Eukaryota; Metazoa; Arthropoda; Insecta; Diptera; Tephritidae
Gene: klhl10
Product: kelch-like protein 10
Exons: 8
Coding region: 688-2895 (735 amino acids)
Molecular function (GO): protein binding
Source: RefSeq, a predicted model, not a curated record